This is a messenger RNA of Anguilla rostrata (American eel), 8166 nucleotides long. It is a transcript of the gene amigo1, whose product is annotated as adhesion molecule with Ig-like domain 1. Gene Ontology annotation, molecular function: protein binding. The transcript has 2 exons. The coding region runs from base 1176 to 2738 and encodes 520 amino acids. Gene Ontology annotation, cellular component: membrane. Gene Ontology annotation, biological process: brain development. The record is from RefSeq and is a predicted model, not a curated record. Lineage: Eukaryota; Metazoa; Chordata; Actinopteri; Anguilliformes; Anguillidae.
CGAAGAACCCAAAACCCCUCGCCGCUCUCCUCUCCGAAUCCGAAGCGCGAGAAGCUCCAGAACACUCCAGAACUGCCCAACGACAGGACCAAAUGUGCGACUACACUGCGAUGCAACGGAAGACACCUUGGAAAAGGUGGCGAAUCCUUUGAGAACACGCGCGUAAUUUAAUAGCUUCGUUGACCUUUUGUUUUUCAAGCUUUAUAAGGCGACUUUUAUUCCGCCACAAAUACCUGUCUGUUUAAAACAGAGAACGACUGCGUCACGUAACGGUGGAUUCAUUUAUCGGUUGUUUUCAGUUGUUUUACUUGUAGCUGGAUGAGCACCCGAUGAUGUAGCCUAGCAGUACAGUACUGCACACCAUAUCUUUGACGAAGCGCAGCCUAUAUCCUGCGACCGAUGGAUAAUAACUCGUCUGAAGAUACAUUUUGCUGAAGCAGGAGCAGCCUCUCACACUGAGAGCACACGCAACUCCGGUUCACCUUAAUUCAGGAGCGACAGCUAGCUAGAGCGCUAUUGAUGUCACGUAAGAAACUGCUUUCACCGUCUCCGUUUUUAUCAAACUACGAUUCGAUGUGGAAGGACGUCGCGCAUCCCGCUGAAAACGGAUUUCCAUUCUCUUGCCGGGGGAGUGGAUACUUCCAUCUUAUUCGCCCUUAUUAGGAGCAGAAGACAAAUAACGGAGGGACGUCGGACUGUACCACAGAAUGGCAUUUGGAAUGUAUCAUGUUUAUUAUUGGCCAGUUAUCUGAGGAGCUGCAGAGAAGCAAAAAGAAAUGGCAGAGAUGUUUGUUUUCGUUUUCUUCAUGCACUUGCGUAAUCGUGUCUUUACAUGGGAAAUCGUCAUUAAUUAGAUAACGUGUACCUCGGCUUCGCAAGGAUGUCGUCCUAGCCUUUUCUCAUCUCAACCCAGUGCUUUGUGAUUUUUAUUUAUCUUUACCAAACCAUAGAAGGGCUUCCUUUCGUCAAUGAGCGCUUUCCUCUUCAGCUGAGGUUGCUGAGGACAAAAACACAUGGAUACGGGGUUAUAACUGGACUUUAAAUGAAACAGCUCUUGGAAUUGUGGAGUUAUUUAGAGUAACUCAGCCUCUGAUUCAUCAUGCCAGGGAUCUCGCCAGCUGUUGUCGCUCGCCGCUCCGUGAGCUUCGGGUAAUCAAAGGAGCGCGGCAGCGACCAUGCCGUUUCCGUGCGGGGCGGAUGGGGACCCCGCGCGGAGGGACGCCUCCCCCCCCCCUCAGGGGGCGCGACGGGGGCGGGCGCUGAGUCUCUGGCUCUGCCUGGCCCUGGUGCUGAUGCCCGGGACCCAGGGCUCCAGCCUCAACUGCCACAAGACCUGCAUCUGCGCCAGCAACAUCGUCAGCUGCUCCAAGAUGAACCUGACGACCGUGCCCACCGCCCUGCCGCUCUACACGGCCGUCCUGGACCUGAGCUUCAACUCCAUCGCCCGGCUGCGCGCCGAGUGGACCACCGUCAAGCUGCUGAAGCUCCACAACCUGCUGCUCAGCCACAACGGCAUGAGCUUCCUGUCCAGCGAGGCCUUCGCCUACGUGGGCCGCCUCCGCUACCUGGACCUGUCCUCCAACCGCCUCCGGCAGCUGGACGAGUUCAUCUUCGAGCCGCUGCGGCAGCUGGAGGUGCUGCUGCUCUACAACAACCACAUCUCCCAGAUGGACCGCACGGCCUUCUCGGGCCUGGUCAGCCUGCAGAAGCUCUACCUGAGCCAGAACCAGGUGUCCCGCUUCCCCCUGGAGCUGGUCAAGGAGAAGAGCCGGCCGGAGAACAUCAGCCUGCUGGACGUCUCCGCCAACCGGAUCAAGGUCCUGCCCUUCCCCGACCUCCAGGCCCUGCCGGCCUGGAUCAAGAACGGGCUCUACUUCCACAGCAACCCGCUGGUGUGCGACUGCGCCCUCUACAGCCUGCUGGCGCACUGGCACGUGCGCAAGCUCAACUCGGCCCUGGACUUCAAGGACGACUACACGUGCGUGCUGCCCGGCGCGCAGAAGCUGACGGUGGGCGUGUUCGAGCUCAACGCCGACUACAUGAACUGCAGCACGUACGCGGAGGCCGACGAGGAGGCCUACCUGGACCAGACGCUGGUGCUCGCCUGCGACACCCGGCACCGGGACAUGCGGAAGAGCUGGGCCGCGCCCGGCAACGUGCCGGUGACGGCACUUAGCAACGGGAGCGCGGUGGUGCUGGCGGACGGCAGCCUGCGGAUCGCGCCGGCGCGGGCGGAGGACUCGGGCGUGUACACCUGCUUCGCCGUGAGCGAGGAGCUGAACGAGACGCUCUACGUGACGGUGAGGGUGCACAACUUCACCCUGGACGGGGGCGGGGACACGCUCAACACCGCCUACACCACCCUGGUGGGCUGCCUGGCCAGCGUGGUGCUGGUGCUCAUCUACCUGUACCUGACGCCCUGCCGCUGCCUCUGCCGCCCGUGCGGCGGCGGGGCCCAGCGGCAGCGCGAGGACAGCAUCCGCUCCUCGGUGCUGAGCGCCACGCCCACCCGCGACGACCCCGCCGCCAGCCGCCACGUGGUCUUCACCGACUCCAAGGAGCUCCAGGGCCAGAACGGCAAGGUCAAACCCAACGCUCAGGACGGGGAGGAGGAGGAGGGGGAGGAGGAGGAGGAGGAGGAAGAGCGGCGGGCGCUGCAGGGCAGGGGGGGGAGGAGGAGGAGGUCGGACGCGGACUCCAUCAGCUCAGUCUUCUCCGACACCCCCAUCGUGGUUUGAGGAGCGGACGUCCCCCCCCUCCCCCCAUGGCCCGUGGACACGCUUCCUCCCUUGGCAGGGUUGGGGGUGGUGGCGGGGGGGGGCAGUAAGGGAACCCGUUUGGUGGAACUUUCUACUGAUGUUCUGGAAAACUCCACACCGUGGAGCGGAUGGUUGGUUGGCGGUGGGUGGGGGGGGGGGGGCGGCCUUUGUGCCCGCCCUUCGCCUUGGCACAAGACAACCCACCGGGACAAAGACGCGAGUAUCAGUUUAAUUUCCCAGCAUUUCGAUGUGUAGCACUUAAAUCUGAAUACUGUGAAAAGGCAGCGGCAGUGGAAUCACGUUGCAAAAACAAAAGAGAAAUCCUAGAAGUGGAGGAGGGAAGGAGCCCCCGACACGGUUCGAGAGGGAGCGGGGGGCGUGCUGAGAACGACAGGGGGCGAGGUCGUGGGUUAAAAGAAUGCUGCCAAAAAGAUAAGUGAAAUGUCCCAUCUGCGGAAGGAGAAAAGCUCCACAGUUAUAAUUAAUUAAGGAGCGCAAGCCUUUCAGAAGCCAUUAAAUAUUUAAUUGGAAUCGCUCGUUCUGAGUCGCCCGUUUUCCCAUAGAAGUUAGCGCCAGCGCAUCCCUGCUCUGGCAGGCCCAGGAUGGCUGGUCCAUGAAUAUUCACUGUCACUGAGUCAUUAUCAAUGUGGCUGCAGGAGGAAUAGCAUCCAACAAACUCAACAAGACAUAAAUUCCCGAGCUGGGGGUGGGGAGGGAGGGUUACCACUAGAGAAAAUGGGACUCGAUUCUUAUUUCUGGGAAGCAGGCAAACAAUGAGAUUAACCUUUCGGAUAACCACUUUAGAAAAGCAGUAAAAAAAAAAGAUAGUAAAUGUGAACGGCUAGCAUACUGCACGCUAACCCUGACAGCGCUCAGGCAUCUCACCUCUAAUACAGGUUCACUGCCCGAGCAGGAGGCUAACGGUGUUAGCUUAGCUCACAGCUCAGACAGGAAGAGAUGGAUAUUGUGUAUUGCUGCAUCAAAAAGGCAAAGCUAAAAUUGGUUUUGGGGCUAAAGGUUUGGGAUCGAAUUAGCAAAUAUGAAAGUACAGCAUUUCACAGCGUUUCUGAACGAAUAAGGAACCAUGAAAUUUCUCUCGAAAAGAGAGCUUUCAGCUGCAACGGUCAAAGCCAUGAUUACCAAACAUAAGCCAGAAAAGACGCUUCUGCACAUGCUCCAUGGUAAAGGCAUACCACGUUCUCGCCUGCACGGAGACAUUGCACCACAGUCGGUCCCUGCUUUCUGUUUGUUUCGCUAGUCCAGUGAGAGGUAGAGAGUCUAUUGUUGUUUGUUGGCCAAAAGCUGCUCCUGGAAACAGUGUUGUCCAAUGAAAACAAUGCACAAUAUGCUACUGUUAUUGGGGGGUGGUUCUGUCAAAGGGCAGAGGUGUUUAAUUACCAAUUAUGAAUUGAGGGCACCUUGAGUGAUUAAAAAUGACUUCGCAUUCUAUUCAUGGUAGGGAACACAAUUCAUUUUUAAUAUAACAAAGCCGCGGUUUUGAUGAGAUGUGCGCUGUGAGACUCUGAGAUUUGCAGUCGUUACUCGGUGCGUUUUCCACAGUGCUUGGUGUCCUCUUAACUCGUAAUCACAAGCUGUCAUUUCUAGCUGCUUCAUGUGCAUUCUUUGACAAUUCGAGGAUUCCUGAGCUCAUGAAGUUGUGUGGUUAUGUAUAGUAAAGGAAAUAAUAACGACACUCGUGUAAUUUCCUGACUUAAUAUUGAAGGUCAAGGUGCCCUGUUCUUACAUCGAAUCUGUCUUGGUUAUAUGAUCUCUGUUAAAUGGUGCAUGUAAGACCUCAUAGACUGUUCCUCAGGCUUUGAUUGCUUAGUCUUUGAAGGUUGGCAUUGACCUGCGGACGUCGGCGUUGGAUAUAUUUCUGUAAGGGAGGCGUUAUUCACAGGGUCAGAAAGUCAUGCCAGGCAGACAGUGAAUGACUGAAUGAAUGUGGCUGCUGGCUUGCUGGAGUAUAUUGCUUUUUGUGUUGGAUGGGGAUACAGAGGACCUGCUGAUGCAGUCAAUGUCUUAGAUAUGCAAGAGAAUAUGUGCUCUACCCUAUCUCACCCUGAUUUUAAUCAUACUACGGACAGGGAAUGCUUCUCACAAUAGGCUCUCUGGCAUUAUGAAUUUGGACUUCUUACAUAAAUCCGGAGUCAGCUCCCGUAACAAGUUUACUAAGGUUUAGUAUACAGCUAUGCCAAAUGCCAUAAGGGUUCAGUCUGCUUUGAAAUUAUGACCAGCCAUUACUGCGGAAUUGCUUUAUAUAUGAUCAUAAAGCCAACUUUUUAUUCUUUGUGCAUAUAUGAAUGUAGGUAUUUCUUCCCUUAUUACGUGUGUCAGAGAGAUAAAUCUUACUGAGAUAUAUUGAUGUGAGAUAUAUUUAAUUAUGGUUAGCAGAAAGGACCGAGGUAGGACCGAGAGAGAAAGUUCUGGGAGAUUGAGGUUUCAUCAGCCCCAUAAUGGGUGGAUUUACGAACUGUCUGUCGCUUGUUUCGACCAAUUAAAAUGUUCUGGCGCCACAGCAGAGCACAGCGAUUGGGUGAAAUCAGCAGGUCACUGAUAGCACAUGGUAGCUUCUCCCAUUUUGUUGUCUUGACGUCUCAUUCUGCCAUAACUACUGUGAACCAACCAGGACAGUUAGUGAUGACUCAUCAGGGCUGGACAUGAGAAGCAACAUAUGCCACUACACUAGGCAGCUGGACUAGUAGCUUGUCAGGGAAAUCUGUGAAAUGUCCAUGUGAUAGAUUUGUACAUUUUAGCCCUGUAGGCGGAGAACGCUUACAUCACAACUCAUACGAAAAGGGCACAGUCUGUGAAUUGUAGUAAUAAUUCUUAAAUGACACCUUUUGCGGUUGUCACUUGAACAAAGGAUUAAAUCUGUAAUGCAAAUUAACUCUGUAUCGUUCCUCAGAUGCUCGCAGCCAAACACCAGUCAUGUUUUUCUGACAGUGUUUACCAACCGCUUGCAUCUCCUGCAGAAAGGGGGGGGGGGGAGCUUACUUUAUAUUAGGCAAAGCCUGCCUGUUAUGAUCAGACUAUAGCUGUGGUAUUAGAGAAUGCUAUUUACAGCCUUUGAUGGAAUGAGGCAAUAGUCUGCCUGCCUCUCACUGUGAAAGUAGAGAUAUUUCAUAUUUGCUGUGUUUUCUUUCCACCAAAUCUACAUGCCCUUUUGUCUCUUUGUGCCGACAGCCUCGAUUGAAAUUGGCCGAGGUAACUUUUAAGCCUGUUCAGUCAAGUUUAUGCACAUAUGUUCUCUUCCUUAGUCAUCGCAGACAGUCCCCGUGGUUACGCGCCCCCUGCCUUUGUGCCGUUUGGUUACGGAUACCCCCCCCCCCCCCCCGGCGGGUUUAUCACACCAUUCAGUUUAGAACGCUGAGCACAGCGCCAGCAGGACGGGACGGGUCACAGGAGCAGCCGAAGCCCCAGACUGUCUGUCAGUAAGCAGGUAGAGGCAUUACACUGCCUCAGGCAAUAGAACGGUUUCACACUGUCGAAAUUUCACUAGGAAAUACAAUACGUGGGUAAGGUCUUCAUUUAUGUUCGGUUGGAACCCUGAACAUGUUCAGCCUCGUAAAUUCUGCUGUUCAUACAUUUUUGUCUACAUAAGGAAAAUAUAUUCAAAAUAUGAGAAAUAUUUUUGAUAUUAUAAAACAGGGGUGUCCAAUCAUAUCCGAAAAGGGUAAAGAAAAGCGUAAGGGUGUGGGUGCAGGUUUAUGUUUUGCAGGUUCUUGAUUGAAGACCUUGAUGGGUUAAAUAGGUGAAUCAGGUUUCAUGGUGCUGGACUAAAACAAAAACCUGCACCCACACCGACCCUUUUCAGAUAAGAUUAAACACCCCUGUUCUAAAACAUACAAGUGGUAUUAAAAAUAUAAAUAAGCAAAAACAAACAAAAAACAUAUGUGCUAUCAUGUUUGUAAUUGUAUUUUUACAUUGCCCAAUGUAUCCUGAAAUUGGCAAUAGCAUCUAUUUUCAAAUAUGUGCAGGGCACAAUUUGUCAUACUUAAAGACAUUCCUUAUACGGGGGAUAUUGUGUUCCAAAACGUAUAAUAUUUUGGUAAAGGUAGCUAAGCACACAGACGCUGUGAGACCGAGUGCAGUCGAACUCUCCUGCAGCUUGUGUUCGCUGACGGGCAAGAGUCUGAAACGCACUACGGAGUUCUGCGGUUCACCGAAGGUUGUGAGGCACAAACACUGAAAUCACAGGCUCUCUUUCUCACCAUUAUGAAUGGACAUACCAUAGGAAUCUUGUCAGUUAUUUAACUAUCUCACUGUCUACCAAACAGAGCUUUGAAGGACCCAAGAAAAGCAAUCAGCGUUCUCCUGUACACAGUGCUAUACUCAGUUUAGUACAAUAUACAUACCAGACAUGUAGUGCAAAACACCUUUGCAGAUGUACUUCAUGUAAGUCUGCUAAUGGCUAGUGCCUGACAGUGAUUAUAAUGUUGUUCUGUUUAGUUUUACCAUCCAUACCCAAAUACUGUAUGGUGAGCCAAUGUUUCAGCUUGGUAGGGUCUGUCUAUAAGGACAUGUGUCUCAGUGAAGUGCUGGAACCUAAUUAUACAGCUCAGGGAGGAAGUCGAAAAAGGCAGCUCUGUUUGCAUCCACAAUAUUAACAACUUGUUUUUAAAAAAACACUACCCCGCCAAAAAAAAGUCACGGGUGCUUUUACUGCGGUUUUUUCUGAAAAGCUUUCUUAAAGCUUCAUUUGGGCCCAGGAAGAAGUGGCUCGGAGAUGUGUUGAUGCAGAAGGACAAAGAACGAGGCCUUCAUCCCAUUAUAUGUGUAAGUGUUCCAAUGCAGAAAGCAUUGCUGACUAGCGUUGUAUUGAAGUAUUGCUUAUCCGUGUGUGUGAUAGAAACAGUACCUUUGUGUUAGCCAUUGCUGUUAACAGUUGACAAACUUUUGUCUGUAUCGAUGAUGCGGAUUCCUGUCUCAGUCUUCGUUGUCAAUGUUAUUAGCCAGAUGUUGACUUCACGGGGCUGGAAGCAUCUUGACUUCUCGGGAAGAACAUGAUAAAACCGGUCUCUCUGUACGACUGGCCUGAACGACCAUCGAAGGCUUCUGCAGUUUUUGUCAGCUGACUGUCCGUCCAUUCCUCUGUCUCUGUGUUCGUUCUCAAAGCGCGUGGGUCCUGGAGACCUGCGUCUGGGAGAACUCUCUCUCUCUCCCUGGACGGCAAAUCUAAACCGGGACGUUGUCGCUCCGGAGGUUCACCACAAAAGCCAUCGACAGCAGCACAGCGGAAGGAAACGCUUCCGGAAGGUCAGGUUUUCCUUGGACGGGACCGAUUGGGAAGAGACUGUGAUGUUGUUCAUGUUCAGACUCUUUUGAGUGUGCUGUCUUUUUCCAGGGUACCCAUGGGGUACCCAUUAGUUCUCUCAAAGAAAUAAAUAAAUUGAAAUUUAUUGGA